CAAGCACCCGAGGCGGUUUUGAUCGAUCGACGUCUGGAGGCUGGUAUCUGACACACGACAGGAAUGAUUUUAACCUUAUUUUUUGGCCGUGUCUCGAACCGCGCCGCCGGCAAAGAGCACAGCACAGCCGAGGUCGAUGUCUCUCGAAACGACUUACUAUUUGUUCUUGGUAUCGUUUAGUUGGUACGCACACUGUUUCGGUCACAAGCAAAUGACCAUGCCCAUUGUUGCACAACCAAGGCAGUGCAGUGAGGUGAGACGGGGCGUGUCAUAUGCCGAUGCAAGGGUGAACGUUAGUGUCCAGAAGUGGUCGCUACAGACAGCACGAUGCCAUGCUUCGGAAAUACAUUGGCCGCCGAGGGCCUGAUUGAUUCACUGAUAAUAAGCUUAUUUCGACAGUCGGGAGGUACGUAGUACACGUACGCAGCUAUGCGCUCCAGUUUGGCGUGCGGUGGGUG
Molecule: messenger RNA, 458 nt
Organism: Emericellopsis atlantica
Lineage: Eukaryota; Fungi; Ascomycota; Sordariomycetes; Hypocreales; Bionectriaceae
Exons: 2
Coding region: 137-367 (76 amino acids)
Source: RefSeq, a predicted model, not a curated record